GCUCUGAGGUGACAGCAGAAAUGCCUGUGCACAUCGGGGUGUAACCAAAGGGAUCGAGACUGACGGGAGGAGGGUCGGCCGGGGUUUUCUGGGGCUCGACCGAUUUCCUAAAGUAAACUGAAAAGGACUGGAUCAUUGUAUAUGCCGGGCACUAUGAUACUGGAUACAGUGGAAUGUGAGUGCUGAGGUUGGUGCUGUAAAUCCAGCAUGGAGGUGAAAAAGGAUGGAGGAGGAGGGGGUCCAUGGUCUUCGUCAGGAGCAUCUUCUGCUCCCUCCCAUCCUGCCUGCUACAGGAGCACACUCACAGCCUUCAUCCUCUUCUUCCUCGUCAUCGGGGUCUUCGUAGGCCUGGUUAUUGCCUACCUGGUGCAGGAGCAGCAUUAUUUCAUGGAGACGGUGGAGCUGAAUGGUCUGAAGUACGAUCCUGUUCUGCAGGAUGAGAACUCUGCUUUCUCCAUAGUGCUAUCCUCUGUUUUAAAGUCCAAGAUUAAAAAUGUCUUCAUUGCCUCAUCAAUAUCACAUCACUACGUUGAUUGCAGUGUUGUUGCCUAUGGUAACAUUAAUGGUGACGUGAUGGCAACAUUCAGACUGGUCUUCAGGGUGUCCAAGGUCCAGCAGUAUUCAGACAACUUUGUUCAGGACUUGCUGAGAGCAGGGCUCAGCUCAGCAAUGCAUGGGAAACCACUAGAGGUGCCAGAAUUUGGAGAGAUCAACACUAUCAUCUUACUGGGAGCCAGUGGGAAGUCGUUUUAUGCCAUUGGAGAUGAGAUGAUUGCCAGGUGUCCUGACAACACCUUCACCUGUGACAACGGAGAAUGUGUCACCAAACUGAACCCAGAGUGUGACUUCAUCCCUGACUGUGCUGAUGGAUCUGAUGAAGCCCGUUGUGCCUGCGGUACACGUCCCGCUAUGGGAAAUCGCGUGGUGGGCGGUGAGGAUGCUCGACAAGGGGAACUGCCGUGGCAGGUCAGUCUGAGGCUUCACGGACGUCACACAUGUGGAGCCUCCAUCAUCAGUGAACACUGGCUGGUCAGUGCAGCACACUGCUUUGAGAGGGACAACGACCCCAGGGAGUGGACGGCGCUUGUAGGGGCCACGCUGGUCAACGGUGAGGAGUCCGAGUCCAGAACGAUUAACAUCAAGUCGCUGAUUGUGUCUCCUGACUACAACCCAAUGACCACUGACAAUGAUGUUACUGUGCUGGAGCUGGAAACCCCUCUCACCUUCAACUCGUACAUCCAGCCUGCCUGCCUGCCCUCACCCUCUCAUGUCUUUGCCCCCGGCCACAGCUGUGUGGUGUCAGGGUGGGGCGCACUGAACCAGUUUAAUACUGAGGUGCCUACCACACUGCAGAAGGCGGUGGUGAAAAUCAUCGACUCCAAAGUGUGCAAUAAAUCGUCUGUGUACAGAGGUGCUGUUACUCACAACAUGAUGUGUGCUGGAUUCCUGCAGGGCAAGGUGGACUCGUGUCAGGGUGACUCUGGAGGGCCCCUGGUGUGUGAGGGGGCCCCAGGGAGGUUCUUCCUCGCUGGAGUGGUGAGUUGGGGUGUGGGCUGUGCCCAGAUCAACAGGCCUGGGGUUUAUUCACGCGUCACCAGGCUCCGCAACUGGAUUCUAAGCCACACAGAUCCCAGCUUGGCCCAUGAUUAUUCCCAGUAUGUUCUCACUGUGCCAGUUACUGUGACGGCAGGAACAUUUAAUCAUCCGCCAGUACCCAGGACCACAGCCACUGAUGUGUUGUCUGCACCAACGCUACCUGUCUUGAACUGCAGUGGAAACUUCCAGUGUAGCACCACCUCCUGCAUCAGCAAGGUUAACCCAGAGUGUGACGGAGUUCCAGACUGUCCCAACAAGGCCGACGAACAAAACUGCAACUGUGGUGUGCGUCCUGCGCUGGGCUCCCAAAGGAUUGUGGGUGGAGUAACAGCUCGAAGGGGGGAGUGGCCUUGGAUUGGCAGUCUCCAGUACCAGAGACUUCACCGUUGUGGUGCCACACUCAUUCAUAGCAAAUGGUUACUCACAGCGGCACACUGCUUCAAAAGUGACCCCAGCCCCACUAACUGGGCUGUGAGCCUGGGAUCUGUGCUGCGCUCGGGGGUGGGAGCCCUGGUCAUCCCCAUCCAGAGGGUCAUCAUCCAUCCAGCCUUCAAUGACACCAACAUGGACCAUGAUGUGGCUCUGUUGGAGCUGGUCGUCCCAGCCCCCAUGUCCUACACCAUCCAGUCUGUCUGUCUCCCUUCACCGUUGCACCGCUUUCUGAAGACUGCUGAGUGUUACAUCACAGGCUGGGGAUCCAUGAGGGAAGGAGGUUCAUUGACAAACCUGCUGCAGAAGGCUGCGGUGAACAUCAUCGACCAAGCAGACUGCCAGCAGUCAUAUGGGAAUGUGCUGACUCCAUACAUGAUGUGUGCUGGUUACAUGGAGGGAGGCAGGGACACCUGUUUGGGAGACUCUGGAGGGCCGCUGACCUGUCGUCAGCCCUCUGGCCCGUGGUUUAUUGCUGGGGUGACCAGCUGGGGACAUGGAUGUGGGAGAACUGGUUUUCCGGGGGUUUACACUCGUGUGACGUCCAUCAGGAACUGGAUAUCUGGAUAUCUGCCUUUCUGAACAGGCAAAAAAGGGAACUAAACCUGCAAAAAGCUGACAAACUAGACAGACGCAGUGGAUUUUCCUGAUCUUCUCCAGCAGAGUGUACUGUACAAGGACUCAAUUCAUGUUAAAAGCCAAAAAAACAAACUACUGAUCUGUGUGACCUACUGGUCAGGGGUGCUCUUUGAAAUACUGUGCAAUGAUCUCAACUGGGAUCAUUCUGUCAUAUUGUACUGAAGAAACAAGGAUAAUGCUGAACUGUAGCUUAUGGACAUUCUGCUAGCACAUGCACAAUUGAAAAUAUUUAUUUCAGUUAUUUAUUUUCCUGACCGGUAAACUUACUGUACAUGGUGUUGUGUAUUUUGUGUCGGGGUUCAGAAUAUAUUUGGUUCAUUUAUGGGUACAACUGCUUGUCUUCUUUGUAUUUUUCU
Scatophagus argus is the source of this 3020-nucleotide messenger RNA. RefSeq names its product transmembrane serine protease 9 (gene tmprss9). The transcript is spliced from 16 exons. NCBI's taxonomy places the organism in Eukaryota, Metazoa, Chordata, Actinopteri, Scatophagidae. The record is from RefSeq and is a predicted model, not a curated record. Gene Ontology annotation, biological process: proteolysis. Gene Ontology annotation, molecular function: protein binding; serine-type endopeptidase activity. The coding region runs from base 208 to 2607 and encodes 799 amino acids.